GUGCUCAACACUCUUCCACCAUGCAAUAUAAUAAUGUUUUUGCUACUACUAAUAGUAGCCUAUCAUCUGAGGAUGCAAGCUAUGAUGAGAAGCAUGGUAAGAGUAAUAGCUCAAACUCCAUAAUCUCUCAAGAUGUUGCUUCACACAAACAUUCAGCACCGUCUCUAUCCACCUUCAUUUUGUCGUUUGAAAACUCAUCGGUGGAACCAGCUCUCCAAGAUAGACCCAACAACUCCCCUAAACAUUUUGGUGGGGAUGCUACAUGUUCUUCCAUCAUGUCUUCAAAAAGAACAUUGGGUAACCAUAUCACUAAGCCCAAGGUCAAGCAAGGAAACAAGAAAUUUAGAAGCUCAUCAGAGAUUCAAGAUCACAUAUUGGCCGAGAGAAAAAGGAGGCAAGAACUCACUGAGAGGUUCAUAGCACUUUCUGCCACCAUACCCGGAUUGAAGAAGACAGACAAGGCCUAUAUACUUCGUGAAGCAAUAAAUUAUAUGAAACAACUUCAAGAGCGAGUGGAAGAGCUAGAGAAUCAAAACAAGAGAAGAAGAACAGAUUCAGUAAUAUGUAUAAAGAAAUCCAAGGUUAGUGCAAAAGAGGAAUCCACGUCGUGUGAAAGAAACUUUGAUAGUGGAUAUCGAUCUCCAACGCCAUUACCUCAAGUUGAAGCAAGAGUCUUGGAAAAGGAAGUUCUCAUUGGAAUCCACUGUGAGAAACAAAAGGAUAUUGUGCUCAAAAUCAUGGCCUUGCUUCAAAAUCUUCAUCUUUCUCUUGCUAGCAGUAGUGUAUUGCCAUUUGGAACCUCCACUCUCAAAGUUACAAUCAUUGCUCAGAUGGACGAUAAAUACUGCCUUACAGUGAAUGAUUUAGUAAAAAGCCUAAGGAAAGAUCUCUUAAAGUCACAUGGCAUUCAAAAAUAAUAUUCCUAAGAGAGGUUUGCAGAAUUUUAGUUUGGCU
This is a messenger RNA of Abrus precatorius (Indian licorice), 954 nucleotides long. Its product is annotated as transcription factor bHLH25-like. NCBI's taxonomy places the organism in Eukaryota, Viridiplantae, Streptophyta, Magnoliopsida, Fabales, Fabaceae. The record is from RefSeq and is a predicted model, not a curated record. The coding region runs from base 21 to 917 and encodes 298 amino acids. Gene Ontology annotation, molecular function: protein dimerization activity. The transcript has 3 exons.